Pristis pectinata (smalltooth sawfish) is the source of this 10460-nucleotide messenger RNA. RefSeq names its product Ral GTPase activating protein non-catalytic subunit beta (gene ralgapb). The transcript has 32 exons. Lineage: Eukaryota; Metazoa; Chordata; Chondrichthyes; Rhinopristiformes; Pristidae. Gene Ontology annotation, molecular function: GTPase activator activity. Gene Ontology annotation, biological process: regulation of small GTPase mediated signal transduction; activation of GTPase activity. The record is from RefSeq and is a predicted model, not a curated record. Bases 177 to 4751 code for a protein of 1524 amino acids.
CAAAAAGCGGCCUUCCUCGGCCACGGCUCAGGCUCGUUUCUGACUGGUGGUUUGUCUUCUAUGGUAACGGAACGAAAGGAGCGGCGGGGCGGGCGAAUUGCGCCCGGGACAUGUCAGCUCUCUGUAGCCGCACAGACAGAUGUUGAAGUGAGUGGGUUUUAUGGUACUGGUGCACCAUGUAUUCAGAGUGGCGGUCUCUGCAGCUCGUCAUUCAGAGUGACAAAGGUCACAUGAGCGUUCUGCAUAGCUAUCCCAAUAACGUUGGCAAAGAUGUGGCCCAUGCUGUAGUACGUCCUCUGGGACAGGGGCUCAACAGUUCUGCAAGCAACAAUGAAAGCAUUCUAAAAACUGACAAAGAGGUAAAAUGGACCAUGGAGGUGCUAUGUUAUGGACUGACUCUGCCUCUGGAUGGGGAAACAGUGAAACUAUGCGUGGAUGUUUACACCGAUUGGAUAAUGGCUUUGGUGUCUCGCCGUGACUCUAUCCCUCAGCCCAUUAUCAAAGAACCAAAUUUAUAUGUUCAGACUAUUCUCAAACAUCUACAGAAUCUGUUUGUUCCUAGAACAGAGUACGCUCACAACCAAAUCACAUUGUGUCUGCGGGUUCUUGCAGCUGUUCAGAAAUUGGCUCAUGAGUCUGCUAACAUGUCGAGGGAAACCUGGGAAGUACUAUUGCUCUUCCUGCUGCAAAUUAAUGAUACCCUUUUGGCAGCUCCAACAGUUUCAGGAGGUCUGGCAGAAAAUCUCGCUGAUAAGUUAAUUGGUGUACUCUUCGAAGUCUGGUUCUUGGCUUGUACACGAUGCUUCCCAACACCGCCCUACUGGAAGACAGCUCGAGAAAUGUUGGCCAACUGGAGACACCACCCAGCUGUGGUAGAACAGUGGAGUAAGGUCAUCUGUGCACUGACAUCUAGGCUCCUGCGGUUUACCUACGGUCCUUCCUUCCCUCCAUUCAAAGUUCCAGAUGAAGAUGCAAACCUGAUUCCAGCAGAAAUGGACAACGACUGUGUUGCUCAGACUUGGUUCCGCAUUUUGCACAUGCUUAGCAAUCCUGUGGAUUUGAGUAAUCCAGCCAUAAUAAGCACCACACCAAAAUUCCAGGAGCAGCUUCUGAAUGUUAGCGGGAUGGCUCAGGAAAUGAUACAGCAUCCAUGUCUCAAGCAGCUGCCUCAAAUCUUCUUUCGAGCCAUGCGUGGCAUCAGCUGCCUGGUGGACGCCUUUCUAGGCAUUGCAAGGAUCAAUAUCAUUCGGGAAAGGUUACCCCCUUAUGGUAUUUCCCGGCCCCGUUCUGACAGUGCUCCUCCCACUCCAGUGAAUAGGCUGAGCAUGCCACAGGCAAGCAGUACAAUGAACACAACACCCCCUCACAGCAGAAGGAUGCGAUCCGUUACUGUUACAAAGGCAACUGUUAAAACAGGCUCAGGGAGUACUGCACAUCCUCCCAAAGUAACACAUCAGACUUCCACCACUUCUCCAUUGUCUAGCCCGAACCAAACUAGCUCAGAACCAAGACCUCUACCUGCUCCGACUCGCCCCAAGGUCAACAGUGUAUUGAAUCUCUUUGGUCAAUGGUUGUUCGAUGCAGGACUGGUUCACUGCAGACUGCACAGUGGCAUGAACAGGGAUGGCAGUAUGACGGCAUCUUUUAUCCAAAUUCUCCUUUCUUAUAAAUCUUGUAUUACAACUCCAGCAGGACUGGAUGUCCGACGGAAGCCCUCCCAGAUAUCCACUGAAAAUAUGGUUGCCAAUCCGCUCUUUGAUGCCAAUGAAUUUCCAGAUAACUACGAAGCAGGCAGGGCAGAGGCCUGUGGAACACUCUGCCGAAUCUUCUGCAGUAAGAAAACUGGGGAAGAGAUCCUUCCAGUGUACCUAUCCAGAUUCUACAUGGUGCUGAUCCAGGGUCUUCAGAUAAAUGAUUUCAUCUGCCGCCCAGUUCUGGCCAGUAUCAUCCUGAAUUCUCCUGCUUUAUUUUGCUCUGAUCUGAAGGGCAUCGAUGUUUUAGUUCCUUACUUCAUUUCUGCACUGGAAACUAUUUUGCCUGACCGAGAACUGUCCAAAUUUAAAGCAUAUGUGAAUCCCACUGAACUUAGAAGAGCUUCAAUCCACAUUCUGCUGUCGAUGUUGCCGCUACCCCAUCACUUUGGGACAGUUAAAGCAGAGGUGCUUUUGGAAGGAAAGUUCAGCAGUGAGGAGUCUUCAUCACAUGACAAACCAGUUACCUUUCUCUCACUGAAGUUGAGGCUCGUCAAUGUGUUAAUUGGUGCCCUACAGACUGAAACGGAUCCCAACAAUACACAGAUGAUUCUAGGUGCCAUGUUAAAUAUUGUUCAAGAUUCUGCUCUUUUGGAAGCAAUUGGUUCUCAGACAGAGCUGAGUGUUGGUGAUAGUACUCACGUUUCACUCAAGAGUCAUAGUCGAAACAGUAGUGGCAUCAGUAUGACCAGUACUGGCAGUUCUGAGGCCACAACGCCAGAUAGUGAAAGACCUGCACAGGCACUCCUGCGGGAUUAUGCUCUUCAUACAGAUACAGCAACGGGACUACUGAUUCGAAGCAUCCAUUUGGUAACACAGAGACUAAACUCACAGUGGAGACAAGAUAUGAGCAUCUCACUGGCAGCACUUGAAUUACUCUCUGGACUGGCCAAGGUAAAGGUGAGUGUGGACUCAUCAGACAGAAAACGUGCAGUAAGUUCUGUGUGCAGCUACAUCGUUUACCAGUGUAGCCGGCCUGCUCCGUUUCAUUCCCGAGACCUACACUCGAUGAUUGUGGCAGCCUUUCAGUGUCUCUGUGUCUGGCUCACAGAACAUCCAGACAUGCUAAAUGAAAAGGACUGCCUGAUUGAGGUGCUGGAGAUUGUGGAGUUGGGUAUCUCAGGAAGCAAGUCGAAAACCAGUGAUCAGGAGGUACGAUACAAGGGAGAUAAGGAGCUGAACCCUGCUUCAAUGCGAGUGAAGGAUGCCGCUGAGGCUACACUUACUUGUAUUAUGCAGUUGCUUGGAGCAUUCCCCUCUCCCAGUGGGCCUGCCUCACCAUGCAGUCUUCUGAAUGAAGAGACACUAAUCAAAUACUCCAGGCUGACCUCAACGAGCAAGAACCACUUCAGAUACUUUGUCUUGGAUAACAGCAUCAUCUUAGCAAUGCUGGAACAGCCCCUGGGCAAUGAUCAGAAUCCUUGCCCCUCAGUUACUGUGCUGCUCCGGGGAAUGUCUGGAAGGCAUGCAUGGACCAUGCAACUCCAUCACCAGCCGAGAGGAUCUCGAGCAAACCAAAAGGCAUUUGUUCCUGAACCUCACCCUCCUCCAAAAGAUAACAUGGGGAUCAAGUACAAUGUUAAACAUCGGCCUUUCCCUGAAGAAGUAGACAAAAUUCCAUUUGUUAAAGCAGAUCUUAGCAUUCCGGAUCUCCACGAGAUUGUUACUGAUCAGAUGGAAGUUCAACAUGAGAAGCUGAAGAAGUUGAUGGAAAAUCAAAUUCUCUAUGAAAAUGCAUUGGAAAAAAUCAGUGAGGAGAAACUGUCCAAAACCAUAUUCCCUGAUCCAGACACUGAAUGCAUACCCCCUCCACCAGCCCAGGAGUUCCAAACUGCUCGUCUUCUGCUCUCGCACUUUGGGUUCCUUUCUUUGGAAGCACUGAAGGAGCCAGGUAACAGUCGUCUUCCUCCUCACCUUAUUGCACUUGACUCCACUCUCGCUGGGUUUUUUGAUGAUAUCAGCUACUUGGACUUGCUGCCAUGCAGACCGUUUGAAACUGUCUUCAUAUUUUAUAUGAAACCAGGACAGAAAACCAGUCAGGAGAUUCUCAGGAAUGUAGAAUCCUCCAGUAAUGUGCAGUCUAAUUUCCUGGAAUUCCUCUUGUCAUUGGGAUGGCCAGUGGAAGUUGGAAAGCACCCAGGGUGGACUGGUCACAUCUCAACCAGCUGGCUAAUCAACACAGGGAGUGGCAAUGAAGGGAAAGAACAAAAGGACAUGUUGACGCCUGAAGAUACUGGAGGAGGUGUUUUUAAUGGGGAGAAGAACGCACUGUAUUAUGCCGAUGCCUUGACAGAGAUUGCCUUUGUUGUUCCCUCUUUUGUGGAGUCAUCCACUGACUCUUUGGAGAGUGGACUUGCAACACAAGAGACAGAGACACAGAUGGACCUGCUGCCAAGUCUCCUGAAACAAGCCCCACUGACCUUGGAGCUCUUCCCAAAUCAUUCCGACAACCUCGGCAAUUCGCAAAGGCCAAGUCCAACACAGAAAACCAAGAAGCUGCCACUUGGCCGCACAGUACCUCCACUGGGCCCUGAAACCAAGGUUAUUGUUGUGUGGGUCGAACGCUUUGAUGAUAUAGAAAAUUUUCCUCUGAAUGAUCUUCUGCCAGAGACCAGCACUGGAGUGGAGACCACUACAAACAGCAGCACCUCUCUCAGGACCACUGUGUCAGACAAGGAUGUGCCUGUUAUUUUUAUCCAUCCCCUGAGGACUGGCCUGUUCCGAAUAAAAGUGCAAGGAGCUACGGGGAAGUUCAGCAUGGUGAUCCCAUUGGUAGAUGGGAUGGUAGUGAGUCGGCGAGCUUUAGGGUUUUUGGUCCGACAGACAAUUAUAAACAUUUGCCGACGGAAGAGGCUGGAGAGUGAUUCCUACAACCCACCCCACGUACGCAGGAAGCAGAAGAUUGCUGAUAUUGUCCACAAGUAUCGCAACAAGCUGCUGGAACCGGAGUUUUACACCUCGCUGUUCCAGGAGGUGGGACCAAAAACCCUGAACCCGUAGGCGCACUGAGAUCCAUGCAGAGAGUAUUUAUAAGCUAUUUUACUACUUAGACAGGCACUUGGCCACUCAAGAAUGUGAUGCAAAGCACUGACUGGUAUCCAGAGCUCUGGAGAGCAGCAUAUCCCAGCUGGUUCUGUGUAAAUGUGUAUUAAGGACGUAAACUUGAUUUUUGAGAAAUAUAUAAAACCCAUUUUAUACUGAACUUCAAGACAGCCUUACUGAACAUAACCAAAUUUCUGUACAGUACCUGAAAUCUGUAUUAUGUAUUGUAUCUUUGAUCAGCUGUGUGGCACCAUGUGCACUAGUGCUGCUGUUUUAGCUCCUGGAUCUUGCACUCAAUCUGGCACGGGUAGACAGUUGUGGAGGUGAAGUGACUCUGGGGCCAUCUCAAUCUAACUAACAGUCGGAGUGACUCCACAGCACAAUCCUGCCCACUGUUCAUAGUUGGCACUAUAACUAAAGGGAAUGGGGCUGAGGCUGGGAGGAGAGGGAAAUGUCCUUUUCAUUUGUUGGCCUAGAUCAGUGAUUUUCAUGAAGGCACCAAACCGAUUCAUGUUGAAUUCCUAAUGCCAGCUUGUGUGCUUUGUGUAGGCUGGCAAACACUUGUCCUGCAGUCACCCUGAUGCUGUUAGCGUGCUUCUUAUUGCUGCUUGCAAUCCUUCCUUUAGCACAGUGCCCAGUACAAUUGGAGGAUAUCACCUUGCCUUCCUGGUGUCCUACAAGCAAUGAACAGUUGUAUUGAAAUGCAGUAUUGUAGGCUCUGUCUCACUGCUGGGGGGGAAAAUAGAAGGAAUGAAAAUUAGUGAGGAAUGUGGAGGUGGUGGUGGUUGUGGGAUUGAAGAGAUAAUGAUAAAUGUCCUUGGUGUCCCAACUCUGCAGCUCUUCCUCACUAAAUCCCCACCCUCUGGAGUCAGAAAUGAAACCCCACUCAGUGAACUCAGUUUGCAAUCGACCUUGGAAGAACUGAGAUAUUUUGUAAACUUUUAUCUGCAGAUGUAUUACCCUAGCAACCAAUACGAGUCAAAUUCCUGCCACAGCUUGCUGCCGUGAAUUACCACUGGCGGUAUCUUGCUGUUUCUCGUAUUGAACCCGUGCACUGGGACCUUGUGAUGGUUCUGAAUCAGACCUCGUGUUGUCUCAGGAAGCUGUACUUUAGCUCUCCUUUCAGUAUAGAAUCACACAGCAUGGAAACAGGCCAUUUGGCCCAACACGUCCAUAGGGAGGCAAAUAUUCCAUGUUCCCAGUAAAUCUGACCAAGAUCAACUAUAGCUGCAGAAUCAUGCAAUGAAAACCACUGACCUUAGGCUGCACUUAAAAAAUAAAAUGAUCCUAAAAAUCCAUGAGUUUGUUCCGAAGCCUCCCGCACAUCACACAAUUAUAACUUUAUUAUGUUUUUCAUAAGUUACAAAAUAUUUAAAAUACUUUUACAAUUUUUAUUUCUGUUCAACAUCAUUUUAACUUCAGCCUUCUCAUUGCAUUUGAGGAAAUAAUGGCUACUUUUUAAACUAUCUCUGUUUUCAAAGUGUUUGUUUAAUUUGUCAGAGGAGCCAUGUACAAAUCACACAAACUUACCAUUUUCCAACCAAAGAUCUAAGUAAAUGAAUUCAACUUCAGUGAACGGUGCUCAGUGUCAUUAAACAGGACACACUUCAUUGACCCAGAGUCCUGACGUUUACCCAUUUCCUUCAGCAUUCCCUGUGUCUUAAACAUCUCCUGAGCUGGAAAACACUUCUUCACCGUGUUUGUACAUCCCAUUCUGUCAAUGGGAUGUGGAGCAGUCAUAAACAGCUUGCAUACAGUUAUUGUAGAAGCCCUGUUUUAAAAAAAAACAAAAUAAGAAUUUCAACAUUUUUUUUUUCCCAAGAAAUUAAAAGGCACCAGUUCCCACUUGGUGUAAGGAGAUGAGAGUGACCCAGAGUAAAGCUGAGUGAUUGAUGUAUCUGGCACUGGGACUUCUCCCAGUCAGGUUCUGGUAAGACCAGCCCUUUCUGAUUUGAUAAAUGAUGAUCGGUUUUUGUUUUUGUUGGUUUUGGCUUUGGUCGUCUUGUCUUUUCCGGCCUUUCACAAUGUGUGAGUGAGGACACAGAAGAGUGGUGCAUGUGGAGUGGAGAAGAUUUGGGGAUGUUGCACAGAAAAACUGUGAUUGCUGUCUCAGUGCAGAACUGUGUUUAGUUUUCACUUUGCACAUACAUGGAAUUUUUUCCUGUGCCUCCCAAACAUGUCAUCAGUGCUUCCAGCCAGCACCAAGCUGGAGUGUGUGCUGAGCCAGCUCAAGGCAGUUGUGAUGCAGAAGUGCUGAGGGUUGGGCACUAGCAAGAGCUACAGGUGGCUUGACAUGAGCCCAACUGUAAUUUCACUUUGUUGUCAAUGUGGCCUUUUUAGUUUGUGAAACCAGUGUGUGAUUUUUUUUUAAUUCCUUUUACAUAAUUUGUUUAUCUCAGGGUCACCUUCAGCACCCAGCUUCCAAGCAUCAAUGUAGCCAGUAGCUGUAAAGUCUUAAUUUCAGUAGCUGAAAAGCAAAAUUGUGAUACAGAUCCAUUCUGUUGAGUAAAAGGUAGCAUUUACUGAUUUAAUAUUCAUAGGGCGGGGAAUGGGUGAAUAAUCAAAGCCCAGAUUAUUUCAUUUGCUCUGAGUUUUGCUGCUUUGGUGUGCAGUAAUGUAAUUCUAGGGUUUUAAUGGAAAGGAAACUAGAUUUUACCUGUAAAUAACUCAACCUUUUGUGUUUAUUUCAAAUCACCUUAACAUAACUUUCGUUCAGUUCUUCCAACCCUCAAAACAAAACACUGAAUUCAGAUAUUCCAAGGAGCUAGAGUGGGAUUAAACCAGCAGGUUUUCUCAAUUCCUCAAAUAAAAAUAAAAUGGCUAGUGGAAUUCAGCAUUUGAUAAAUUAAAAGUCGCCAGUUUCAGAUGGGCAAGUAAAUUACUCCAAGCAUUUGAGAGGCUGCCUCUGAGCUGCUAUCAUGUAGAACAAUAGCAUUAAGUUUCACCACUACCCCCCCAACCCAAGAGACUGGACAGUUACACCACCUGGUCAGUACUCACUGCACCCAGUCUGACACAGUGCAGCUUUCUGGUGUUGUGUGUUUUAAAGCUUGUCAUGUGCAGAGCUUGAAAACUCCAUUCAGUGAUGUUACUGCAAUCUCGGUGUUAUUUCUGCUCCUUAAACCACUCCCAGUGAUCUACCAUUUAAAGAUGUUACUGAAUGCCUCACUUAAAAAGAAACCAGAAUUGAUCGACAUUGACCUGUCAGUAUUUACUUCUUCAAACGCUAUCCUCAAUUACUGAGGCAGGAGACAGAUCCAGUUGGGAAACUUGUGUCAGUGGGCUUGUGGAGUCUGCCAUUCCCGUACCAGAAUCAUUUCAUUCCCCUUUCUUGUUCCACUCCAGCACCACUGUGACUGUGCUGGGAGGGUGGAGAGUGGGUCUCACUGAGAUUCCCCCAUUAUUUACCCACUGCUGUUUUUGUUCAGAGCUUGCUGUGUGCACAUCAGCUGCCACACUUCCUGUACUGCCACAUCAGCUACACUUCACAAAUACAUCUUUAGCUCUAGUUCUAAAAAGAAUUUGAGACACCUGGGGUGUGAAAAACUCUAUAAAAACACAAGGCCAUCUUUCCCACUGCCCAAUCUCUCUGGGGUCUUUGGCACUCAACACAGGUGGAAGGUAGAUUUGAUGAUGGUUUGGAGCUUUGGUCACCUUGGGACAGCAUUCUACUACUGGAUGUGGAACCAGUGUAUUUGUGCUUCCUGCCCAGUCCCAAACUCCAACCCUCCCUGUCCCAGGGUUACUGGAGCCCAUUGUCCACAGUAGGUAUUCCUUCAGAAACCUGUUCAUUCCUGGUGUGGCAUCUGACCUGCAACUUUCCUGCUGUGGGUACCUUGCUUCACAUUUAAAGCUGGGUUUCUGUGUGCUGGUGAAAUGAACACAAACUAGCCUUGUGUUUAGUGUGCUAAGUAAUGAGGAGAGCUGGGAGCCUGUCACCACCACACUGCAGAGUAACGGUGGUUGGAGGUUGUCAGCAAUGGGUUUGGAAGGUGCCUUUUCAUUGCCUUGACCCAUUUGUAGCUUGUGGUCAUCUGUGGGGUGGGAUUUUUUAACCUGGCAUGAUGGAUCCAUGCUGUCACCUCAGCACAGGUGUACGUGUAGUUGGUCUCUGCACCAGUCAGUCAGCAGACAAAAUUCUGACAAGGUUCUGUUCAUGUACAUGAACCUCGAUAGAAUACGCACAGCUAUGAUUGCUUCUGCUACUUUCCAACCUCCUUGCUGAGAUUAACAUGUUGAUUGCAGAGGGUACGUAUAACUGUACUUCAGGAGCAGGGAAGCUGGCAGGUUGGGAAGACCAUGAGUUCAGUCUGCAGUCUUGAGAGCUGUUAGUUGUGUGACACGCUGUCCACCAAGCAGUUUUAAACUUCGCCCAACAAUAAAAGUUUCACUGGUUUCCUUCUAAAGUUUGAACUUUACCUUGAAUUGAAUGUCGGCUGACUUGCCUCAAGUUCAUGUGUUUGGUUGUGUUGUACAGAGUUGACGUUGGUUUAAGAAGAGAUGGGGAGACUGUGGUGUUUACCUCCUGUUCUGUCUGGAAAUGCUGUCUUCAUAAUUGGAAUGUACAGCUUGGGAAAGAGUUCAUCCUUUUGCUAGUCUUCAGCCCACAGGUCACCAGCUCCCCUGUAACAUGAACUCUCUCAGAUUUCCAGCAUUUGCAGUAAAAAUGCUGACAUAACACGCUGUUAAACAAUAUCUGUGGAGAGAAAAACAAUUUAAGUCAAGGAUCUUUUGAUCAAAGUUCAAUAACUUGAAACAUUAACUCUUCAUAGAAGCCAUCUGACUUACUGAGCAUUUACAGCAUUGUCUGAUUUUUUUUCUCAUAUUAACGCAACUGGCAAUGUGGCAAUUUCUAUUGUGGAACAGGUACAGCACCAGGAACUACCUUGUACUUCAUGUCAGCUGCAUGUAAAACAUACCGCAGCACCAAAGCAAGUUGUUUAAUCUUAACCCUUAGUUUCUGCAGAAUGCUGGAGUCUUGUCUGCAGACCUCUGCUGCUGGUUCACUGGGCAGGUACCAGCGAGAACCCGUUGCCAUCCUGCUCCGUCCUUCUCUAACACUUGAUGUUACAAUUUGGGGUCAUUUGCUUCCAGACCCAGAACGGCUUAAAUCUAUUCUGCUGAAAGUUUUCUCCCUUAUACAUCUGCUUUAUGCCCUUCAUUCCAGUAUAGACUGUCGACAUACUUUAGUUAAGUUUAUUGGAUUCCAGCAAAUUCUUAGCAAAUGUUUACCAUAACCGUCAACCAAAAACCAAGUGCCAGUUUUCUUGGUGAGUGAAUAGUUCAGCUGACGGGAUACCCAACUAUUGGAAAAUCUCCCAGUGGCAUCUGGCCCCAGGCAGCUCCAGGUACCUGGGCUUGCUGGAGUUUGUUUCAUUUUAAUUUGAAGGUUAGGCUCACUGUUUGUGACAAAUUGUGUGCAAUCAUUGUAAAAGUAAACAGUGAAGUAACUUGGCAUAAUGCAUUUCUGGAGGGUAAUUUAAGUGUUGCAUUUUCUGUAAAUAAUGCUGGCUUCGAUUUGAGAUGUAUAAUAAAGGAUCAGUGUGUAAAUAAUCCAGGUCAGUUGUUUUCACUACAUAACCUCCUCGCUAGGAGCGGCACAGAGAACUCAUUUGUAUUUAUACCACUUCGAUGUGUCAAAGAAAUGUACUGACUGAAUGUACCCCA